UUCCUUGACGAAAUCAUUACAAACGAAAUUAUUACACGAUGAAUACGUGUACUUAAAUCUAGUCAAUAACAAUGGUCGUUGUAUUUUAUUGAUUGUUGUGUUGUGUUUUAAUUCACGAUAAUGUUGUUGUGUGCGUUAUUUAUAAUUUUUACUGUGUCUCCGCCAGCCCUCUCAUAUAUCGUUCCGGAGGGAGCGAACUCAUGCGCUUUACGUGAAUUAAUGUGCCUGGAUGGGAACUGUGUUCCCUUGAACAGCCUCUGCGAUGGCAAGAGAGACUGCUUCGAUGGAUCGGAUGAACUCUACUGUGACAGUUUAUUAAAUCCUCAAACAAAUGAAGAUUUAACCCUGAGUAGGCCUAGGCGUCAAGCUUCGUCUUGUCAGAAAAAUCAGCAUCAGUGCCGGGACGGUACGUGUAUCGGUUUAGACGGCAAGUGCGACGGUAUCGUCGACUGUCCCGACGGUAGUGAUGAAACACACGCACUUUGCAGGAAAAUGAAAUGUCAAAGCAACUGGUUCCGUUGUACGUACGGCGCCUGCGUUGACGGUACAGCUCCUUGUAAUGGAAUAAAGGAAUGUGCCGAUGAAUCGGACGAGCUUCUGCCAAGGUGCCGCAACGAAACUGACGAAGUUAGUGGUCAGUUCAGAUGUGCGAACGGUCAAACGAUACCAGCGUCUGAGCACUGUGACGGUGUCGUGGAUUGCUCUGACGGGUCAGACGAGACGGUGCGCUCGUGCGCGUCUAAGACGUGCGCGCCGUAUCUCUUCCAAUGCGCGUACGGAGCCUGCGUGGACCAGGGAUCGGAUUGCAACGGGAAAAAAGAAUGUGCGGAUGAUUCUGAUGAAUCCGACGAACUGUGCAAUAGAAUCUCCCCAGGAUCGCCGAAACCUGUUACUGUAAAACCCAUAGACAAACCUGUAGCCCAAGGGGGUAAAUGCGUGCUACCUCCCUUCCCCGAACACGGCACGUACACAAUGGGUGGAAACCCCAGCGCAACCCCAGGACAAACAUUUCCCACCGUGUUCCUCAAUAUCAGUUGCAACCCUGGCUUCGGUGUGGAGAGAGACGUAACGUCGGUGUUCUGUUUCGGCGGUGAUUGGUCCAAUGAUAUACCAAAAUGUGUCCGAUUUUGCCGUCUUAACCAACACGAAAGCGUUGAAUACCGGUGUCGCCUCUCUGGUCCCGACUCCCUGGAAGGAACAAGAGAGUGCGGUACGGAAGAACCAGCAGGAACCGUUGUCAAGCCGGUCUGCAGAGCACCUAACUAUUACAACUCAGACAUUUUAAACCCCAUGAGAUGUAUCGACGGAAGCUGGACCUACAUCGCUAUAUGUAAACCAGAAUGCGGCACCAUAACCCCAGGAGGUGCCCAGCUCGUCUUAGGUGGGCAGGUGGCAAAAAGGGGAGAACUACCUUGGCAUGCGGGGAUCUACACAAAAGAAACCACUCCAUACCAGCAGAUCUGUGGGGGAUCUCUGAUAAGCACAAGAACUAUUAUUUCUGCUGCCCAUUGCUUCUGGAGCGACACGUACAAACUUCUGCCAGCUACAAACUACGCUGUUGCCGUUGGCAAGAUCUACCGGCCCUGGAACAACCCCCACGACCCAGAUGCCCAGAAGUCUGACGUCGCUAAUAUAGUGGUGCCCCCUCAUUUCCGAGGAGCCGAAGCGAACUUUCAAGAUGACAUCGCUCUGGUUGUCGUAGCGACUCCGUUCACGUAUCAGGUCUACAUCCGUCCUGUCUGUGUCGAUUUUGAUGUGAAUUUCGACAGAACGCAAUUAACUGACAGGAGUCUGGGCAAGGUCGCCGGCUGGGGUCUCACCGCUGAGAACGGAGCAGCCUCCCAAGUUCUAAAGGUGGUUGAAUUGCCAUACGUGAAAAUAGAGGAGUGCUUCGCGAUCUCACCGCCGAGUUUCAGGGAGUACAUCACUAGUGACAAGAUAUGUGCCGGAUACACGAACGGGACGACUCUGUGCCAAGGCGACAGCGGAGGGGGCCUCGCGUUCUCUGCGUCGGAGCGGAGCACGCAGCGCUAUUACCUGCGAGGGAUCGUGUCCACCGCGCCGCGCAACGAAAACCUCUGCAACGCGCACACGCUCACCGCUUUCACUCAGGUCAUUAAACAUGAACACUUCAUCAAGGAAUACGUUUAGAUUUAAUAUGUUUUUAUAGUAAAUGAUGUAUUUUUUA
Messenger RNA from Vanessa tameamea, 2188 nucleotides. Its product is annotated as modular serine protease-like. The transcript is spliced from 15 exons. The record is from RefSeq and is a predicted model, not a curated record. Lineage: Eukaryota; Metazoa; Arthropoda; Insecta; Lepidoptera; Nymphalidae. Gene Ontology annotation, biological process: proteolysis. The coding region runs from base 121 to 2151 and encodes 676 amino acids. Gene Ontology annotation, molecular function: serine-type endopeptidase activity; protein binding.